Molecule: messenger RNA, 3961 nt
Organism: Phragmites australis (common reed)
Lineage: Eukaryota; Viridiplantae; Streptophyta; Magnoliopsida; Poales; Poaceae
Exons: 11
Coding region: 26-3190 (1054 amino acids)
Source: RefSeq, a predicted model, not a curated record
AACAAGAUGACACCCGAGGGCCAGAAUGAGAAAAAGGCAACGCAAAUCGCGGAAAAAAAAACAAAAACCUAGCCAUCGCUUCUCCCCUCCCAUGGCGCCGCUGCCGGGGAUCGUCGAGGUGCGGUGCGCGGGCUGCGGGGAGACGCUGGAGGUGGAGCACGGCAUGACUGAGUUCGCCUGCCCGGACUGCGGCACGGCCCAGGCGCUCCCGCCGGAGCUCAUGCCGCCGCGCCCCCGCCGCGCGCUCCCGCUCCCCAGGCGAGGCGCCCCCUUCGCCGCCACGCCCUCCCGCGUCGCAUGCGGGGGAUGCGGCGCCGUGCUCAGCGUGCCGCACGGCCAGGGGCGCUUCGCCUGCCCGCUCUGCGGCGCCGAGCUCGCGGCCUCCCACCCGGCCGCCGCCGUUACGGUCAUCGCGCUGCACGCAGCCGUCCCAAUCACCCCUAGUCGCCCGACGCUGCCACCCGGGCAGGUGCGUACUGGGCUUUCAAGUCAAUCAACUCAUGCAGAGCCGGUUCAAAAGCCCAUUCAUUCAGAACAGACACAUGGACAGCGUCCCGGACAUUCUUUUAGAGAGGAACCAUUCAGUUCAUUUAGAGCUGACACUGGACCAAAAAUUCCUGUAGCAGGAAGGCUACAAAAUGAGCCUGCUAAUCCUUCCUCUCGUAGAGAGGAGUCACGUACUAAGCCACUCAAUGAGACUAUUUGCAGGCCUGGCAAGAAGAAAUCUAUAUUUGCAGCUGGUCCUGAAUCUUUUCGUGCAAGAAAGGUGCAAGAAGAGCAUCCUAAUCAGGCCACCUAUGCAUCAGAGGCACAAGGAAUGCCUUCAAAGUCUUCAGUUGAUUCAGACAAGUCAGAAGGUAGGUUUCCCAAUGACACAGUUACAAUGCACAACAAGCAGAAAACUGGACAUGUGGUUGUUCCUAGUAUUAUCGAACACGAGCAGAUAAAGUGUCCGAAUCAAGUUGUCAACGAGCAACAGGCAGGUGAAAGUCCCAAUAACAUGGUUUGUGUAGACCAGGUGCAAGUGGAUUUUGCCAGCAAAGCAAUAGGAAGUGUUACAAAGAGUGCAAAAGAUAGUAAAGGAAAUCAGAAGAGGAAAAAUAAGAGUUUAAUGAAUUCUUCAAAUGAGUUACCACAUCCCAGGCGUAGUAAGCGCUUGGUAAAGGCAUCACACGACCCAGUUGACACUGAGCCUAUCCAGAGGAUGGAUGCUUCCCCAAAUCAAAAUCAAUCUGUAGCUCCACAGAUUGAGAGAACCUUAGCUGAUCCUCAUCCUAGCUGUCCAGCUCGGUACCAAUUUCAUCAUCGCGGAUCUAAUGAGCUGGACGAUGUUGAUGCAACUACACCAGCUGCUUUGGAUCAUGGUACACAGCAAGAUGAGCAGUUUCCGCACAGCCAUAUGUACUCUCCAGAGACUAGGUGGGCACUUCCAGUGCCAAGCUCUAAUUCAUGGCAUGAACAUGAGAUACCUCAGGAAAGCUUUAGUGGGGUCGACCAGCUUGAUAGAGGUUAUGAAGAAGUGUGUUCAGUUCCAUCAGAGACUCAAAAUCAGGAUAUGAAUGGACAACUCAAACAAGAGGCUUGCGGUGACAAGAACCGUUCGGGACAGGUACGACUCAAGCCUCACAGCGAAAACCUUUCAGAACAUGGAAUGCAAAAAAGGAAUGGUUUCACUGGCUCUUCUUCAAAUGAUGCGGAACAUCGUGGAGACUGGUCCUUCUCUGGAACCCACUACCAGAUAAACUUGUCUGCUUCAUGCAGCCGCCUCCCUGCAACACUGCCAUUUCCGGCUGCCACUACAUUGCCCACGAUCACGUCGCCUUCACGUGAAAUUCUACCACUUAACUGCAGCAGUCCAACAUUGCCACACCAACAACUACCAUCCCCCUUCUACUUGCAGGAUGCGCCUUGUGGUGAUGUGCUGCCAGGAUCUAUUAGUAAUUCAUCAAAAAAGCGCAGGGGGCGUGCCCCUGAAAAACUAAUGGAACCACGCAAAGAAGCUGACAGGCCUGUGUUGACGCCCAGUGGUACUGACAGCUGGAAUGUGCACCCGCCAUGUCCUAAGGUAACAAAUACCCUCUCCCUUCUUAUCAAGCAAAACUAUCCUGGGACCUAUGUGUCAGUUGAUACCAGCGGAAAUGGCCAAGCCUGUGAACAUGUGGUGUACCGUUGGCACCAAUGCCCUCCAAAUACAAGGGCUAAUAUAUUGGAAGAAUUCCUUAAACGCUACAAGUGGUCCCCCGACCAGGAAGAGGAGUGCCAAAAGAUAUUUGACCGCAAAGCAGUUAGACAGUUAGUUAAUCUCUUUUGCUAUGAGAAGCAAAGGGUAAAAGAGGAAUUGGCAGCAAAAAAGGCCAAAAAAUCUUCUGCGGCUUAUAGGCCCCCUGGAGAAAUGGAGCUAGAAGAGGACGAUGGUAGAGAAGAUUCAAGGGAACAGCAAGGAGAUGAGUCAAUGGUGGUACUUGAGCAUGAUGAUCCGCUGAAAUGGAAACCAUUCGUCCCUGGAUGGAUGAAGCCGAAAUGGUGGGAAAUGUUGUGUGACCAUUGGGCCAAAGACGAAGUCAUGAAGGUGUCUUACCAAAAAAGAAAGAAUAGGAACUCAGGAAAACGCCCCUGUAAUACUGCAGGCUCACUGAGCAUGCCAAUACAUCAGCAGCUUGUGGGCAUGGGUAAUGGUGGAAAGCUAGUGUCUGAUAUCGAUUCACCCACCAAGAUUCCCAGUGGUAAAGGGGAGUCUGUUGACCAGAAGGCAUGUCGAACUGAGGAUACUGAGGCUAGGGGCACUCAGCUAGGUUCCCGUCCUGUGCAGGGACAUGUAAAGCGUGGGAGGUACUGUGGUACUGUUGGUGUCAGCAAGAAGGCCCAGAAUGAAUCAUUGUCAAAAUCCUCCCAAGUUUAUGUGAGCAAACAGGAACAAGAGCCAAUGUUCACAAAAGAGCAGGUGCAAGAGAUGAUUAAUCAAGCCCUGCAAGGGCUAAAUGAAGUUUGGGAGAAGAAAUUUUUGUCCUUGGAGCAAAAGAUGCCCAGCAUGUUCGUUCCUGACGGUGCUAAGGAGUCGUUGUUGGCUGUUGGAAGAAACAAACAGUGCCAACUGGCACGGCAGGAUACUUUAGGUUCCGUGGACGGAGAAAAGGGUCCAGCUGCGGGAGAUGACGGCGAUAACCAGGAUGAGGAGCAGCAUUCGAGCUGAACCUGACGUGAGCUUGUUGUGGCUCAGAUCUCGCGUCUCUCAGGAGUUGUGCAGGACGGCGCCUUGGCACGGGAGCAAAGUGACACUGCCGGUAGGCCAGAGGUCGCGUCUCCUUACAGUUUCAGUUCGCACCUCGUAGCGCGUAGGAUCCCGCGCAGUUUCGCGUGGCCGCAGGGCGAGGCAGCGUGGAAGCCGUCACGAGCCCGCGCCUGCUUUACCGCCGGCCACGCGGUCGUCACGCGGGAGCUGUCGAGGGAAAGCGCACGCCGCCUGCGCCUGCGCCUGCGCGUGCCCACGCGUUGCUCCCGUGGGCAACGUGACGCUACCACCGCCUGUCUGAAUCUGAUUCCCCCACCCCACCCCCAGUUUCCUUGCACCUACUUUGCCUGCUGUGCGGUGCCGUUGCCGCUGGUGAAACAGUUCGUCUCGGCGCUAUUGUUUGUCAACGUGCUGUGGAUUGACUUAGCUAGUAGCACCAAAAUUGCCGAAAACGCGGCUCCGUGUCUCGAUAAACUAAUUACGUAUCUUCGUACGUGGGCGAAGCUAAAGUUCUAAAGAUUCGAGUGAAUACUAAAACAUAUUUAGACUUAAGUGGUAUACAUGUUUGAAUCUAGAUGAUGUAAAGAGGUGAAAUUAAAUCGUUAAUAACUGAGAUUUAUUUUUCCCAGUGCCAAUGCACUCAUGUGGGAACAUGUAACUUCGCCUUGUCUUCGUUCGGUUCCGUCGUGCUUCGUAAAAUUUACCUUGGUGCGGCCAAGCUGAAGUUGAUGC